GAGAAGAUCACUGCCAGUCGCCCGCCGACCAUCCGCACCGCAGCACCCCUGAAUACCAGUGCCGCUCCACUCCACACUCAACUAUCUUCACGCGUCUGCCUGCUGCGCCCCUGGCCGACCCCAACAGCCCCUCGCCAGGGCCGCGACCGUCUUUUUGCUUUCGUCAGAGCUGUUCGCCAGCGGCAAGAUGAUCAAAGUGGACGAGACUGACCCAGUGGGAGAGUUGGAGCCAAGCUUCCCAUACCACGGGGUCAACUUCAGACGGAAUGUCGACAUGAAAGAGUUCUACGAUCUUCAGACCGAAGUUGGCAGAGGGAAGUUUGGCACGGUUUACAAAUGCAAGGAAAAGGCAACCGGACUGGAACUGGCCGCCAAAUUCGUGCUGACGCCGCGCAAGGAGGACCGCCGCAACGUCGAGCGUGAAGUGGAAAUCAUGAAGUGCCUCCAGCAUCCUAGACUGAUCCAACUCUACGACGCCUUCGACAACGGCAAAACCAUGUGCCUCGUUCUAGAACUGAUAACUGGUGGCGAGCUGUUUGAGCGAGUCAUUGACGACGACUUCGUGUUGACGGAGAAAUCGUGCGCCGUGUUCAUGAGACAGAUAUGCGAGGGCGUCGAAUUCAUCCACAAACAAAACAUUCUGCACCUCGACAUGAAGCCCGAGAACAUCUUAUGUCUGACGCGGGCGGGCAACCGAAUCAAGAUCAUCGACUUCGGUUUGGCGCGCAAGUUCGACCCUGGGAAGAAGCUGCAGGUGCUUUUCGGCACUCCGGAGUUCGUGGCGCCUGAGGUGGUCAACUUCGACCAGAUCGGUUUCGGGACGGACAUGUGGUCCGUCGGGGUCAUCUGCUACGUGCUACUGUCUGGACUGUCGCCAUUCAUGGGCGAGACUGAUAUCGAAACCAUGGCCAACGUGACCAUCGCCAACUACGACUUCGACGACGAGGCGUUCAACGAGAUCACCGCCGAGGCCAAAGACUUCAUCGAGCGUCUCCUGCUCAAGGACCAAAGCGCCCGUCUGACGGCGUCCGAGUGUCUGACGCACCCGUGGCUGCGGAAGCGGGCGGCGCCGCAGGGCGCCGCGCCGACCGCCGUAGUGGCGGCCGCGGCGCCGACCGUGGUGGUCGAGGAGCCGCCGUCGCCGCCGCCGCUCGACGUGUCCAAGGAGAACUUGCGCGGCUUCGUGGAGCGGUGGGGCGAGCACCCCAACAGCCCGUACGUGUUCGACCAGGCGUGCCACAGCAUCUCGCUGUCCAACUGCGUCGCACCGGCCGGACAGUCGGCCCACUCGAUGCGCGUGUGCUCGCCCUCGCCGCACAGCUCGCUGCCCAGCUCGCCGGACUCGGUGCUCGAGUUCGGCGAGGAGUUCACCCACUACAGCUUCCAGGACGCGCCGACCGCCGUGCACAGCCGCCUGAUGGAAAGACUCGCCACGGAGCGGCGGGCGUCGGACAGCUGCUGCCUGUCUUCACGGCGCGUGUCCGGCCAGCACCUGCCGAGCCUCAACCUGGCCGACGAGAUCAAACGGCUGUCGGACCGACUGUGCCGACUGAUCGCGCACGAUCUGGCCAACAACAACACCAGCCUGCCCAAGUUCCGGCUGUCCGAGGUGAGCCGCGACGUGCCCAGGGCCAAGCCGGACAGCCCGCUGCGCUCGCUGAGUUCGUCGUCCAGCCAGUCGGCGCCGUCGUCGCCGACGCGCCUCUCGCCGGAGCCGCAUUCCACCGCCACCGACAACCGCAAGUGCAUGCGCUGGGGACAGAUCGAGAUCGACAUCGACUCGCACACCAUCAGAAACAUGCGCAACAUCUUCGAAUCGAGCAACACCUCAAGCAGAUCCACCACCGUCGUCAGCAGCAGCAGCACCACCACCACCACCACGACCAGCUCAGAGUGCAAGAGUAGCAAAAAAGUGGUUGCCACCAGCCAAAAGCAGUCUGUGCCGCUCAAGUCGCUUUGAUGCCGCACUUCACGAACUUUUUCCAUAGUGGGGCGCGCGCAUGACCGCGUCCGAGGCCAAUGAGCACGCGUUCCUGCGCAGCCCUGGCGCUGAGGGACCGCAGCUGAGCAAGCGCAAGCUGAAGCGCUACGUGAUCAAGAAGCGGUGGGCCAAAGCGGUCAACAUGAUCGUCGCC
This is a messenger RNA of Cloeon dipterum, 2135 nucleotides long. Its product is annotated as MAP kinase-interacting serine/threonine-protein kinase 1-like. The transcript is spliced from 10 exons. Bases 188 to 1960 code for a protein of 590 amino acids. Gene Ontology annotation, biological process: intracellular signal transduction; protein phosphorylation; positive regulation of apoptotic process. Gene Ontology annotation, cellular component: nucleus. NCBI's taxonomy places the organism in Eukaryota, Metazoa, Arthropoda, Insecta, Ephemeroptera, Baetidae. The record is from RefSeq and is a predicted model, not a curated record. Gene Ontology annotation, molecular function: ATP binding; protein serine/threonine kinase activity.